This is a messenger RNA of Hypomesus transpacificus, 4906 nucleotides long. RefSeq names its product cadherin-6-like. The transcript has 12 exons. Gene Ontology annotation, molecular function: cadherin binding; calcium ion binding. Bases 268 to 2724 code for a protein of 818 amino acids. The record is from RefSeq and is a predicted model, not a curated record. NCBI's taxonomy places the organism in Eukaryota, Metazoa, Chordata, Actinopteri, Osmeriformes, Osmeridae. Gene Ontology annotation, biological process: multicellular organism development; homophilic cell-cell adhesion; cell-cell junction assembly. Gene Ontology annotation, cellular component: catenin complex; plasma membrane; adherens junction.
AGUGAUGUUCAAUGAGAGAGGGGGGAGAUAGAGAGUGCUGGCAAGUAGGCGGACAUGAUUUGCUUUUAGUGUGUCAGUCGCAUCCAACGGAUUCACACAACGCAACAUUUGAUUAAAUUUUAAAAUACUUCAAAACGGUGGUUUCCAUCCAUCCAGAGGAGGGAGUAUGAGGGAGGCUUCCCUGACAGAACCUAAACAUCUGCAAAGAUAGAACCCUCCACCAACACCAACAGAGGAAAGAGAGAGAGAGAAAGAGAAGACGCCAAGAUGAGAACGCUCUUGCUGGACCCUCUGUGGACCACGGUGGCCCUGACCUUAGUGCUGUCUGUGCCUGUGCAGGCCAUGGCUCUCGCCAGCCAGCCAGAGACUGACGCCCAGCCAGGGGCUGGAGGGUUGGAGGUAGCAGGGGACCGUGUGGGGCCAGUCCCCCAGAACGAUGAGCCCUUCAGCGAACGUCAAGCUCUGAAGCGUGUCCGACGUGGCUGGAUGUGGAACCAGUUCUUCCUCCAGGAGGAGUACACAGGAAGUGAUCACCAGUACAUUGGCAAGCUCCAGUCAGACAUGGACCGGGGUGACGGCGCCGUCAAGUACAUCCUGUCUGGUGAGGGCGCGGGCUCGUUGUUCGUCAUUGACGAGAAAAACGGCGACCUGCACGCCACCAAGAAGCUGGACAGGGAGGAGAAGGCCUUCUACACCCUCCGGGCAACCGUGGUGAACAGGAGCACGGGUCACAAGCUGGAACCGGAGACAGAGUUUGUGGUCAAGCUCCACGACAUCAACGACAAUGAGCCUAAAUUCGCUAAGGAGGUCUACACCGGAACAGUACCAGAGAGGUCGGACAUUGGCACGUCAGUAAUCCAGGUGACCGCCACUGAUAAUGAUGACAGCAUGUACGGAAACAGCGCCAAGCUGGUGUACAGCAUCAGCCAAGGACACCCUUACUUUUCUGUCGAUCUCACCACAGGCGUGAUCAGGACAGCCUUGGGUCCAAACGACAUGGACCGGGAGCAGCGCGAACACUACCAGGUGGUGAUCGAGGCCAAGGACAUGGCCGGCCAGAGGGGAGGCUUGACGGGAUCCACGGUGAUCAACAUCACUCUGACCGACGUCAACGAUAACCCGCCCCGUUUCACCCAGAGCAUAUACCAGUUCAGCGUUCCUGAGUCGAUGAGGGCAGGGACUCCCGUGGGGAGGAUCCGAGCCACAGAUAAAGACAUCGGCAGCAAUGCCGAGAUGGACUACACCGUAGUCAGCGGCGACGGCAUCGACAUGUUCGACAUCAGCACAGACAAAGACACACAAGAAGGAGUCAUCACUGUUGUCAAGCCUCUAGACUACGAGAGGAAACGCUCGUACACGCUGGAGAUCCAGGUGCAGAACACGCAGCUGGACUCGCGCUUCCUGUCCAUGGGCACCAAGGACAUGGCGACGGUGCGCGUCAGCGUGGAAGACGUGGACGAACCGCCGCUGUUUGAGCGGGCCAGCUACAUGAUGGAGGUGAAAGAGGACGCCGCCGUGGGCGUGGCCCUGGGCUCGGUCAGCGCCGUGGACCCGGACGCCUACCGCAGCCCAGUCAGGUAUUCGAUCGACAGGCGCACAGACCUGGACCGGGUCUUCAACGUUCACCCGGGGAACGGCUCCGUGUUCCUGCUCAGGUCUCUAGAUCGAGAGGAGGCGGCCUGGCACAACAUUUCCCUCAUCGCCACAGAGUUCAACAACCCCAGGCAGACCAGUCGGGUCCCUGUGUACGUGCGUGUGCUGGAUGUCAAUGACAACGCGCCCGUCUUUCCUACCAUCUACGAGACAUUCGUCUGCGAGAGGACCAAACCCGGCCAGAAGAUCCAGACAGUGAGCGCAGUGGACGCUGACGAGCCCCAGAAUGGGAACAAGUUCUUCUUCAGUCUGUCCCCAGAGGCCAACUACCGCAGCAACUUCACCGUCAGAGAUAACGGAGAUAACACAGCUGGAAUACUCACAAGGAGAGGGAGCUACAGCAGGCUCACCCAGAGUAUCUACCACGUUCCCGUGGUGAUGACGGACGGUGACUACCCCAUGCAGAGCAGCACGGGCACGCUCACGGUGCGCGUAUGCACGUGUGACCGCGAGGGCAACAUGGAGCUGUGUAACGCAGAGGCCCUGACCAGCUCAGCUGGCCUUAGCACUGGAGCCCUCAUCGCCAUCCUGCUCUGUGUCAUCAUACUGCUAAUGAUCGUGGUGCUGUUCGCAGCCCUGAAGCGCCAGAGGAAACAGGAGCCGCUGAUCAUCUCCAAGGAGGACGUGAGGGACAACGUGGUCAGCUACAACGACGAGGGCGGUGGAGAGGAGGACACCCAGGCCUUUGACAUCGGCGCCCUGCGUCACCCCGACACCGUGGAGGAGACCAAGCAGCGGCGCGACAUCAUCCCCACCGACACGCUCCUGUACCCGCCCCUGCGACGCCACGCCGCUGCGCUCGCCGUCCCCACGCAACGGGACAACGCCGACGUCAGGGACUUCAUAAACCAGAGGGUUCUGGACAACGACAGUAACCCCACGGCCCCGCCCUACGACUCCCUCGCCACCUAUGCCUAUGAGGGGGCGGGCUCUGUGGCGGAGUCGUUGAGCUCACUAGGCUCCUCCUCCUCCGAGGGUGACCAGGACUAUAAUUACCUCAGCGACUGGGGGCCGCGCUUCAGGAAACUGGCAGACAUGUACGGGGCAGAGGACAGCGACCGAGACUCCUAGCUAAUGCAGUUCCAGUACAACGCUCAUACACACACAGACACACACACAUACAUAAACACCUACAUACACUCUGCAGACAUAGUGACUCUGGUCAGGCUGAAGAGGAGGAUUAAGUCAGCCGAGUAUUUUUUUACUAAGUGCCCUUCUGUUGCCCUGGAAACUGACGGCCAUUGUCUUUGAUGUCCGAUAAAUUGGGUGUUUUCAGUUUUUUUACUCUUUGUGCUAAAACGUCUUCAUAGACAAAGUGAUUCUCACUUGGAAGUUCUAUGGAUUUAUAUAUUUUUCUGUUCUCCCAGUAAAAUGCAUUGAGAUGAAAAAACAUUCUUUGUUUCUCAGUGCUUUAUGUCACUGUCAGUAUUUUUGCCAGAUUGCUAACAUUUGAUGUGGAUUUAAUAGACAUUGUGACACUGAUUCAGUAUUGUGAGAACAAUAUGUUGCUGGGCUUCACGUUUGUUUAAAAAAAUUGAGAGACACUUCUUAUGCAACAGUGCUUAGUUUAGGCUGUAUUACAGUAGCCCACGGAUUCUGCAACUCUCCUUUCUUCAACCCCCCAAACAUUUAGAGCACAACUGCAACAUGUGAAACCUUUUGAAAGAAGUAGGUAAAAGGAGAAGACAGUACUGUGCAUAACCAACAAAUUACCAUUACUAUUACUGACCCCUGACCCCAAGUGUUUACAGGAAAUCAAGGAAUGCAGUAUCCAAGAAAUACCUUGUAUAGCUUUUAAACUGUAUCUGCUACCUUAUUUAAUGAGCUUACACACGUUGCACAUUUUUGUUUCUGUAUUUCAACUGCUGUCACCAAGGUAAACAACUGCUGUCACCAAGGUAAACAACUGCUGUCACCAAGGUAAACAACUGUAACUAUUUUUAUGAACAGAGACAUCAUUAAUUUGUGUUGUUGUGUUUACACUGUUCCAACAAGCAAGUUCAAAAAAAAAUUGUUGUUUUUACCGGUAAGGCUCUGAUUUUCGCUGGGCAGCUAAAGCAUGUACUGUGGCAGACAGCUCAGAAGGUUCAAAAGUUUGUUUUCAUAGGACAGAAGGAGAAAUAGUAACUGUUUCUUGAAAAAGCGUUGUGGAAAAGAAACCACUAUUAACCAGUUCCUGGACGUUGAAAAGUUUGUUUUAUUUUAUUCAUGUUUAUAUUCCUGUUGAUUUGCAUAUCAUUUAUAUUUUGAUCUAUUUUGGUUUUGGUUUUGGUACCUGAACCGGUCUCUAUUCCUGGUUGGCACAUCUGGUAAAGGCUUAAGUUCGCAAGCUUCAGUUAUUUGAUUGUGAUUGGCCACGUAAUGGGAAGAGGGACACAUAUAAAGCUCCUCCCCUUCCCAGGAGUAAGCCGGGCACGGCCGUCAUGCUACCCCACAUGGGCACGAGGAAGAACAUCUUUUGCUGUACUUCUCAGAAAGGUUCCUAAUCUGACCAUUGUGAUAUUAUAAUCUGCAAGAGGUUUGUAAACCGCCCAAACAGCACAGUUUAAAACUAAAAGCUUCAUAUUUAAUGUUGAUCCCAACUGAAAUGCUCAACCUUCCUGCCUAGACCUUGAAGACCUUGAAGAAGUGAGUGCUAAGUGUACACGUAACUGCAGGAGCGUUUGCUUGCAUUUUAAGUAGCGAUAAAUCUUGUGUUUCCUUAAAAGAAAGCAGAAUUAGUCAUGCCAUAAUUAAUUACAAAUAUUUGUAUGCUGUGUUGAUCUAUCAGAAAUAUGAUGGUUGGAGUGGUACUGCCUUCUAAAAGAUUCAAUAUCAGAGAGAAUUCUUUCAAUGGAAGCCAAAAUUAGCAUAAAUUAUUGCUUUGCCACAUUAAAAGCAUUGGUAUGUUAGACUGUGUUGUCUGUUUGGUGCAGCAAUUGGUUGGCUAUCAAGGUGUUUGUCUGUAAGAUGUUCUGGUGGUGAAUGAAACUGUGGACCAGUCAGAGCUGCAUAUUGUGGCAGUGAUUGAGGAGCUUAGACGAUGUUCAUGUCAACUGCUUUUUAUAUUGUGGUUCUUUUUUUGUACCAAAUAUUUAUAGGACACAACGACAAUGAUGAUGAUGAUGAUUAAUUGAUAUUCUUGAAAAACAAAAGACUCGCUGUUUUUUGAUGUAUUUUGGAGGUGUACAAUUUGAUGUGGCCAGUCAGAAGUCUUACUAUGGUGUAUUAAAUGUUUAAUUUUAUCAUAAUAAACUUUUACAGUAAACCACAA